Molecule: messenger RNA, 3015 nt
Organism: Exophiala xenobiotica
Lineage: Eukaryota; Fungi; Ascomycota; Eurotiomycetes; Chaetothyriales; Herpotrichiellaceae
Exons: 6
Coding region: 306-2549 (747 amino acids)
Biological process (GO): translational initiation
Cellular component (GO): cytosolic small ribosomal subunit
Molecular function (GO): translation initiation factor activity; tRNA binding; protein binding
Source: RefSeq, a predicted model, not a curated record
AUUGUUGCUCGAAUUUACUUCGGUUUCUGUCCCUUACCGCUCCCUCUCUCACUCUGUCUCUAUCUCGUCACCCUCUCGUCGUCACCCAAAUACAAUUUGCCCGUCUACCGACAAUAGCUGACAUUGACUUGUCAAGUACGGAAAGACCCGAAUUGUGACAAUUUCCACAGGUGUCUUCUGCGGCAAUCACUGCUCCUCAGGCCCUUGUUCUGCACCAGACCGAAAAGUUCUCGACCCUUGACGACGCUCACAAUACUCGCGCCCGCUUCAUUUCCUACCUUACCGCAAGCCUCCCCUGCAAGAGUAUGAACGAUAUGGCCGUCACUACACAGUUUGCCUACCGGACACUCAAGGGUAUUGGUGUUGUCAAUGGUGCACCAGACUACGAGCCGCUUUCUGGAUUCGAGCGACCGGAAGGAAACCUCCGGUGCUGUUCCUAUUCCCCAUGCGGCCGUUAUUUUGCCUGGGCCUCGCCUGAGAAAGUGAACAUCAUCAAUGCCGAUAACGGUACAAUCGUUUCGACGCUCCCUGCUGAAAACGUUUUCGAACUUGGCUUUUCACCCUUGGGCACUUACAUCAUCACAUGGCAACGCUCUACCAAGGAUGAAAAUGGCGACGCUACUAAGAACCUCAAGGUGUGGCUGGUCAUUGAUGAAAAGGCAUUGGCAGAAGGGGUAGAGAAAGAGACUGUUGCUCGAUUUGUCCAAAAGUCCCAAACUGGCUGGAAUCUGCAGUACACCUACGAUGAGAAAUUCUGCGCGAGGGUGGUCACAAAUGAAGUCCAGAUUUACCAAAGUCAUGACUUGACCACUGUUUGGAAUAAAAUUCGAGUUGAAGGCGUCACCGACUUCGCCAUCUCUCCAGGCAAGAGCCAUACUAUUGCUGUCUUUGUGCCUGAAAGAAAGGGACAACCAGCAGCCGUUCGAGUUUACAAUGUGCCGAACUUCACCGCUCCGGUGUCUCAGAAGAACUUCUUCAAAGGUGAUAAGGUCCAGCUCAAGUGGAACGACCACGGUAGUUCUCUGAUUGUGCUGGCGCAAACAGAGGUCGACAAGACUGGCAAGAGCUACUACGGAGAGACUACCCUGUAUUUGCUCAGUGCCAAUGGUGGUUUUGAUUCGAGGAUCGAUUUGGAUAAGGAAGGCCCCAUACACGACGUGUCUUGGUCGCCCAAAUCGAACAGCUUCGCUGUGGUCUACGGUUACAUGCCGGCGAAGACGGUCAUUUUCAAUUCUAAAGCCCAAGCAGUCCACACUUUCCCCCUCGGCCCGCGAAAUACUGUGUUGUUCUCUCCACACGGUCGCUUCGUCCUCGUGGCCGGCUUUGGAAACCUUGCUGGACAGAUGGACAUCUAUGAUCUGGAAAAGGAUUUUACGAAAAUCUGCACGAUUGAGGCGAGCAACGCGAGUGUGUGCGAGUGGUCACCAGAUGGUGUGCAUAUCCUAACAGCGACCACUUCACCUCGUCUCAGAGUCGACAACGGCAUUCGCAUCUGGCAUGCUGGGGGCAACCUCAUGUUCAACGAGGAUUUGAACGAAUUGUAUCACGUAUGCUGGCGCCCCCAGUCAGCAUCGGCGCAUCCGCUGAGUGAUAAUCCUUUGUCUCCCAUGCCUGUACCGCAUAGCAGUGCCACCCAAUAUAUGGCAGCGAGAAAGACGCCUAGCAAGCCGGCAGGUGCGUACAGACCACCGGGUGCUCGAGGCCAAGUGACACCCUUGGCUUUCAAGCGAGAGGACGAGGGAGGGGUUGCUUAUGUCCGCGAUGGGAUCUCGUCAUUUUCGAGCAACAUCAACGGAUUUGGCAAAUCUCGUUCACGCGUCGUUCCUGGUGCCGAGCCUGCCGAAGAGAACGCACCACUUCCGCCCGGUGCAGCUCCAGGUGGCGGUGUGAGUCUGACCGGCACCGGAGAAGGAGCCGACGGAGAACCUUUGUCCAAGGCGGCGAAGAAGAAUGCAAAGAAACGAGAAGCAAAGAAAGCGGCAGCUGCAGCUGCACGCGAACAAGGCACCGGUAACAGCAACCUUGCUCCGGAGCAGAACGCAAGUAGGAUUAAGAGUCCAAGUCGGAGUCCAGAUGGUCGCGGUCACCAACGAAGCCGAAGUAGGAAUUAUGUGCCGGCUCCUGGCCUUGAGCCGCCAGCUGGAUCCAAGAAGGAACGCAGUCGAAGCAACAGCAGACGUCAACGUGGAGACAUUACGAGCUCGGCACACAACCAUCAACACACCAAUGGUACGGCCAAAGGAACACCAAAUCAGAAGGGUCGAAAUGCGAAUGCGCCAAUGAACAUCAACACAUCUGCACAAAUCCCCGUUCCUCCACCAGUUCCGCAAGGAGAAGAACCGCCUGAGUUGGAGGUUACGAGCCCACUGACGCCGGGAGGAAACCCACAAGACAAGAAGAUUCGGGGUUUGUUGAAGAAGAUUCGAGCCAUUGAAGAUCUCAAGAUGCGAUUCGCUGGAGGCGAAAAAUUGGAGGAUACGCAGGUUCGUAAGAUCUCGAGCGAAGAUGGUGUCAGAAAGGAGUUGGCUGCUCUGGGAUAUAUUGGCUAAUCCGGUCGACGCUAAACAUACUGAUAAUGGCCGACUGAUUGCAUGGUCUACUGCUUGCACACGUCAACCACUGCUCGGUUUUUCGCAGCGCGGGACCGAACUGCAAGUUCAUGCAAGGCCCCAAAUAUGAUGGAUGGCGGCUGCGUGAAAGGGAUGGCAAUUGUUCUUCUGCGCACUGUGUCAAGGAUCGCAGGCCGAUGAAUGGAAGGGUGUUACAAGCCUGCGUUUGUUUUAUCACAUUGCGGGCGACUUGGGGUCUGUCUAUCUGAGCACGUUGGCAGAAUGGGGCGUGUGGUUCAAAAGGACCUUUCUUGCAUAGCGUCGGACAUGGUUGUCUCGACGAUGGUUACCAGAUAAAUCUUGUUCAGGUAUGUGGCGAGGUGGAAGGUGAACGGACGAUUCUGUGCCGUAAAAAGUCUAUAUACCCCAGGUGCAUGAAGCAAUAGAGAUUGUGCAAUUGUAAGCC